Cotesia congregata is the source of this 252-nucleotide messenger RNA. NCBI's taxonomy places the organism in Eukaryota, Metazoa, Arthropoda, Insecta, Hymenoptera, Braconidae. The record is from the annotation of a GenBank genome assembly.
AUGGAUACCCAAACCAUCGAAAAAGACAGAAAGUAUUUCAUCUCACAACCAAGAGCCAAUUUAAAUAUCGUUGGAAAAUAUUUUGAAUCAAUAAACUCGCCCAGGUACUCCAACCUUGGAACGACAACAAAGAUACUGGGAGACUCAGCGGCUGAAGACGUCAAAAACAGAAUAAGCUACAGAAGACAACACAACCUUACACACACAACUUUUAACAUUAAUAAUCCAGCACAUUACUCUGUACAGAACUAA